Molecule: messenger RNA, 537 nt
Organism: Cetraspora pellucida
Lineage: Eukaryota; Fungi; Glomeromycota; Glomeromycetes; Diversisporales; Gigasporaceae
Source: the annotation of a GenBank genome assembly
AUGGCUACCGACAAAGAAUUUAGAAAAAGUCUUCAUGAUAUUAUUAUUAAACAAAUAUCUAGAAAUAAUCGGCCUGAAGAUGCAUACAAAUGCGUUGAUACUUUAAGCAAAAUUGUAGGAAACAUAAUCAAAUUUCCUCAUGAUGAAACAAAACGCAGACUUAAAGAAAGUAAUAAAAUCGUAAAAUCCACCGUACGAGAAGUUGAUGGUGGUGUUGAAUUUCUCAUUAAGAUUGGUUUCAAGGCAAAAGUUGUUGAUUUUCAAAAAUCUUUUAUUCUUGAAAUGCCACGAAAUAAUGAUACUUCUCAGUUGCUGAAACAAUUGGAAAAUUUAGAAAUUGCUCACGAAUUAUUAGAAGAUUUUUUACAAAAAAUCAAAGAACGUAGUGAAUUAAAAGAACGUGCUAGAGUGAGGGAAAAGAUAGCAGAAGAAUCUCGAAGAAAAAUCGCUUUGAAUAAAAUUGAAGAAGAUAGAGAAAGACGCGCAGUCGAAGAUGAAAGACUUAAACAAAGCAGAAAAGAUAUAGAAGGUUUCUAA